AUGGUGAUCUGUGCAGCGUCCGGCGCGCGGGCGACGACGAUAGCGGUGGUGGGCGACUGCAUGCUGGGUCGCCUGGUGAACCACAUGCUGCUGCGACGAGGCAAGGCCGUGCUUCGGAGCGCGGAUGAGCACAUCGACCAGCACGCCUCUGCCCUUGCAGCUGCAUGGCAGGCAGAGCAAGGUGCUGACGAGGAUACUGCACGCAUACCCGAAGGCUUCUGGCCCGACACUUCAGCGGGCUCAUCUGCAACAACCACGUCAGCAGCUGCAGACACGUCAGCAGGAUACGUCUGGGAUGGCUGGUUGCCGUUGCUGCGGGCGGCUGACUGCCGGAUUGCAAAUCUAGAAACAAGUGUGACACGUCAUCGCGACAAGUGGCCCAAUCAGGCGUUCAACUUCAGAAUGCACCCGGUCAAUAUCGAUGCUCUCACUGUAGCUGGCAUCAACUUCUGCUCAUUGGCCAACAACCAUGUGCUGGACUUUCAGGCGCAGGGCAUGCGCGAAACCAUGGAGAGCCUGACACGUGUCGGCAUCCGAUUCGCUGGCUGCGGACGGAAUCUGGCAGAGGCAUCUGCACCGGCGUUCAUCACACUCCCUGCUGGCAACAGCUCGUUGUCGCCCAUCCAGCUGGCACUGUUCAGCGCUGCCGACCACUUCAAGUACUGGGCGGCUACAGAAGAUUCGCCGGGAAUCCACCUGAUAGACCCUGAGAGCCCUGCCAUCCGCCACCUCGCACACACCCUCAUCGACCGCUGCGGUGCCAACCUCGUUAUAGGCACGUCCGCGCACCACAUACAAGGCGUGGAAUUCCACCACGGCGCACCCAUCCUGUACAGCUGCGGGGAUUUCAUCGACGAUUAUGCAGUCGACAAGGAGUAUCGCAACGACCUCUCCUUCCUCUUCCACCUCCACCUUGACCCCGUGUCGUGCCGCUUCACCAGCAUCAGCCUGUUCCCCAAUGCCAUUCGGCGGCUGCAGGCGAGCGUGCAUGUGAGUGUGGAGGAGCGGCGGUGGCUGUACGCGCGCAUGCGGCAGCUGUGUGCUGCCAUGGGGACCAAUAUGACACCCGUGGAUCGAUCACUCCGGCAGUUGGAGAUUGUGUUCUAG
Molecule: messenger RNA, 1107 nt
Organism: Closterium sp. Naga37s-1
Lineage: Eukaryota; Viridiplantae; Streptophyta; Zygnematophyceae; Desmidiales; Closteriaceae
Source: the annotation of a GenBank genome assembly